Molecule: messenger RNA, 10732 nt
Organism: Cygnus olor (mute swan)
Lineage: Eukaryota; Metazoa; Chordata; Aves; Anseriformes; Anatidae
Gene: OIT3
Product: oncoprotein induced transcript 3
Exons: 8
Coding region: 5793-7568 (591 amino acids)
Molecular function (GO): calcium ion binding
Source: RefSeq, a predicted model, not a curated record
GCAUUGUGUAUGUCACCUGGAGCAAGUGGCAGAAUAACAAAAAAAAAUGCUGAUAGAAGACUUGCCUCUGCUCAUUCUUAUUCCAGAAGACUCAAUCUUUCUUUCUGUGGAUGUUCAGAGGCAACAUGCUGAAUCUUCUCCAGCUUUAUACUUUUUUCUUGAACUAGAUAGUUACAGUGAUUUGGGUCAGAGUCAGCAAUGAAAAUGCUGGGGCAUCUCUGUCUUUAGUCCCUUUGGGUAACUUGAAAGGGACUAUUUGUGAGACCUUCGAGGCUCAAAGCUGCUGUAAUGCAACUUAUUCCUUAUGUUAACUACUAGUUGUCAGUCACGUAUAAUUGUCAAAGCAGUGCUCGUGUCAGUCCUAAUAUACCACAUCCAAAAUAAAAGCAGCUGGUGAUAAAAUGGUUCCAAGAGAAAUAUACACACUUCUAACAUAAAUAGAAAAUUAAAUUCAAACCUGUCAGUUUUAUUUAUCCAGGAACUCAGGUAUGAAUCAACCUCUGAAUGAAAAUGGCAAAUAUAACUUCCCUUGCCUUGCUGUAUCAUUCCGUGUUCAAUUUUAGUUUCUCUUCUGGGAAUUCACAUCAUUCACCUUUUGAGGGUUAUCUGCCUUACUAGCUUGACGGAGUGAAUGUGUUCUUCUUUCCUGUUGUUGAAAAAACUUUUCUGGUACCACAAGCUGUCAGCACAAUAUAACCGCAAAGAUUUUUUUCGGUGGUGGGAGCAAUGACAGCUGCUUUUGUUGUUCACUGUAAUCAUUCACUACUGAAAAAGGCUCUACCGCUGGGGUGGAGCAUGCUGUGCUUCGACACCAAGGGAAACACCCAGGCACAGAGAGACCAACCAUUGAGAAAUUUCUAUAAUGCACAGAGUAGGUGCUCCAUCUCCACAGAGCAGCCAAAUACUCAAUUCCUUGCCUCAUGCAAACUUAAAGUGAAAAGAACAAAGCCUUUUUUUUCCCCCCCCACUGAGAUUUGAAGCAAGCACAUCAACUUUGACAUUCUUCCCUAUACCAGCCUGCUGCAAAAGCGAGGGGUGUAAGGGAAAUGGGGAAAUCCUUUGUGCCAUUGCUGUAGGGUUAGCUGCGCUCUGCUGAUGGAGACCUUUCUGCUUGCAGAUGAUAUUUGGGGUAAGCUGUACAACCCCUGUUCAGAAGCAGGGAGGGACUUGCCUAUGUAGAGAUGUUUAUGUAUACAUACACGUUAAAACAGAUUUUAAUCUAGUGUUCAUAGUAGGAGCUACAGCUUAGUGGGAAGAAAGGAAAGAUCCCUUUGUGCUCGUUCACGUUGUCCUUGGUGUAUCUCAUUGCCAACCAUGGUGUUUGGUUUGCCUUCGUAGAGAACAGAUUUCAGAAAGCUGGGAGCUAACGUGGUCAUCUCAUCUGUAGGCAGAGCACCUGGUUCUGACCUGCCACAUGGCCUGGUUUUAUUUGAACAAGCAGGGCAGAGGUUCUCAGUUACUCAGUUUUGCGUGGAAGGUAAUUCAGUACUGUUGGUUUUCUUGCCUUUUUUUUUUUUUUUUUUAAAAAAAAGAAGACAGAGAACAUAAGACUACUGCAGAAAGAUGCCUUUGUCUUCGUUUGAUAAUCUCCAUGAUGGUUGGGUUAUGUGACCAGAAGUGGAAAGGGUCUUUGUCUAACAUAGGAACAGCUGACUUCCUUGUGGGGCACCAGCCCUUCACUUUGACUGAUGUUCCCAUUGUAGGCCUAGUCCCAGCACUCAUUUGCAAUCUCUGCUCAGAAGGCUCAGUUCUCCUCUGGCCACUAUUUCCUGCAGUUAAAGCUCCCUAGCUGGCGUUUUCUGACUGAGGGGGAGCCAUGAAGUCGUAUGACUUGGGGAAGGAGCAGAGAUAACAAUGAGCACCCAUCUGCUCCUCUCUUCCAUCCCUUCGGGAUGUCCGGGUGUCCCCUGGUUAGAAUUCCCCUCCAGAUAAGAUAGUGGAGGUGUCACCGUGGGGCAGUCAGGCAAGAAAACAAUAGCGAGUUGCGUCCAAAAAACAAGAUCGAUCAGUAACUGCACCUUUGUUGUCAGUAAGGGGCAGAGCUGCUCUGGAAAGGUCAAGGCUGGUGUUGUACCCCACAUCCCUUCAGCUUCUUCCUCUGAUAAACUUCUGCAAGAGCUAUCCCAGUUGCUUUUCAGAAAGCUUGGGGUCAGAAGCUGCACUGAGAGGAAGGCUGCAAGAGCCACAGCGUGUGCAAGGGCUUCCAAGGCUCUGUUACUCAAGUGGUAACUGUGCCUCGGUUGAGUGGGAUGUUCCAGUACUUGUUUUUCUGCCUCUGCUUUGUUGUCCAGCUGCAGCCAGUGUCUUUAAUGGGUGAGUGAAGAGGCAUUGCCUUCUAGCUUAUUCUGUUCACCAUCUUUAAGGUUUGUGCUGAGCAUUGGUGUUCUUAGGUGACAGACUGGGAGAUGUGAGAGAGAUCCUUUUUCUUCGAGUGUGGUGUGAAAUUUCUUCCAGGUGGAAAGGUCUUUGUGACAGAGCGUGGUGCCUUCCCUCCUGGGAGAAUCUUCACUGCUAAGCACUGGGGGAUUUUCUUCUCCUCUAGCAGGAGAGAGUCUACAAAUAGCUGUUAAGCUACUUUUUCACCUCUUCUCUGGCAAAUCUGAACUGAAUUUAGAGUCAUAAUGCAGUGCUGCUUGUUUCAUUGCUUAUUUGUGCCAGAGCAGACCUCCAGUACACAGUGUAUGUAGGAUUAAUUUCUGGAGAAUGGUGGGCUUAUGAAUGCCUGCUAGAGCCUGAUUUGUCAUCCAGUAUAUACGUUAGCAUGUCAGCUAGAGAGCUAAUGAUAUCAUCAGGAUUACAAAUUGUGAAGCUUUACUUGAUGGCUGAUGCUUGUCAGGCUGAAUUGCUCAGGCCAUGCAAAAAGCGUUGGGGAGGAAAAAAAUGGAGCCAUGAAAAAUGGAGAGGACUGGAGACAGUUGUAUGUCUUGAGCAAAACCCCAGCGCCUUCAGCCUCUGGGGAGAAGAGAAGAGAGGUUGAUUGGCUGGUUCUUUAUUACUGUGGAGUUUCUUCAUAAAAACUCAAAUUAGUUUUCAGUAAGCUGUGGCACCAGAGUGCUUUGUGUCUGUGGGGAGGUUGGCCUGGGGCAGCGUUGGCAGUCCGAGGGGCCAUGCAGGUCUGCAGUGCUCUAAAGAGCAAUGGCUGCUUUUCCUGCUUGUCUACCUGCUCUUUAGGCCAUCCUGAAGCUCUCAGAGAAGGGAAAGAGGGUAGGGGGUGCUACCUCAUUUCCCUGAAGCACCUGCUUCCAGCUCCCUCUGAGCCACUGCAUCUUCAUCUCAGUAAAUUUUGUCUUUAAAUUAUCUCCUGUCUGUUUAGGAAACAAUGUGAUUUCCCCACGUGAGUGUUUGCAGAGUCUAUCUACAAAGGGUAUUUCAUGAAGUUAAUUAUACUGUAUAAAAGCUAAUGAGAGUGUGUGUAUUUUUGGUGCUGCCCAGCUGGGAAGCUGACAGGGCAUUCCUUGCUUUGCCUCGUUCGGCUUUUAACACAAAAAGCUUUUAAUCUUAGUCAGUGACUCACCCUAAGGCCGUACCAAAUCAUGUUGUGGAAGCCAAGAGCGUUACACCGAGGGAAGCCCAGAGGAAGCUAUUUUCAGCUGCGUGCAUAGAAAAGGCAGGACUAAUCUUUUCUGGUCUGGAGAAGUCAAGUGAGCUUUUGGAGAAUAGGAUUGAACAGCACUGCUGCUGUCUGUGGGUAAGGGCAGGAGGCAAGGAGAGGCAGGUAAAAGAGAGAGCUCAUGAAGAAAUGCCUGCCAAAUCCCAACAGAGACUCCUGCUGCAGUCCUCCUUCUGCUCCUUGGGAGACCUGAGGGCUGCUUGUGGUGAGAGCAGAUCUGCUCCUCUGCAUAUCUCAUGAAUUAUGGCACUGGAGAGCACCUUUGUAACCCAGAGCUGCUCUCCUUGCGCCAGCUUACAGCUCUGCAGCACUCUUGUGGCUACAGCAGCUGCUCCUGUAUUUUAUACUGCAUUCGAGGCCAAACAAAACGUGUCCAUGGCUGAGGACGGCACAAGGAUUUUAGUCUAGAGAAAUGCCGUGUUUGUGAGGAGGUACAGGACAGCACGUCAGUGAGGCAGAUGUUUACAGAGGGUGCAGCUCACUAAGGAUGACUUGAAGUCCUUGGGCAGAAGCACAUAUACUUCCAUUUUCAAGUCAGUGAAGCACAUCAAAAUACUGAACCAAGAAGGUUUGUCUGCAUCCAGAGCAUUCUGGUAGAAACAACAUAAUGUGUCCUCCCCACCCCAAAUUGCAUCAGCUAUUGUUCAAGCGAAAUAAGAGAGGACAGUUUUAGAACUUGAAAUGUGAUGCAGAAAGUACAGUGUAUUCCAGGCUGCCAGCGUUUAAUCAGAAUGAUUGGUUUUAUUAGCCUACUUCUAGCAAAUGAUAAUCAUUCUCCUUACUCAAGACAAUAUUAGCAUUCGUUUUGCUUAAUAGGGAAUAGUUAGUCACAGGUAAGUGGUGCUUAAUCAGGUAUUAAAUGUAUGUGGAAAUGAAACCUCUGGGCUUGUAGUGAGGAAGCUGCCAAAUCAGGGUUAAUUAGGAGAAGACUGAAAAUGAAAUGAACACUUUAAUUCUUCAUUUUUUUUCUCCCUGUGCCAUUCUUCUGUAGUAAUUAUUUGCAGAAAGUUCAGAAAGGGCUUGAAAGGAACACGCUCCUUGAGCCUGGUGUGAACAGAUGAGUACCCACCAAGAGGUCCACAUGUUUGUAUCUUGCCCUCACAAACAAACACUUCACUCACAAGCAUCUCAUCUCCUAUGGAGAUCAAGAGGGUUUGUGGGCUUGCAAAGAACGUGACUGUGUAGAGCCAAACAUUUUGAAGGUCCUGAUUCAGACCCUUGUGCUCUCUAGUUUUUAAGAUAAUAAAUAUAGAGAUAUGGGGAAGCUGUGUCAAAUGCAGGGAGGCAACAUCAUCCCACAAAAACACAAUAGAUAAAUCGUGAAGGUAGGCAGCACUGGGCAGAGGGAGAAGUGGGUGAUGGAGUCCCUGCAGAAGACCAGGGUGGUCUUACGGGGGGCUACUGCUUCUCCCUCUUGAUCCACUGCAGCAUUUUCCAAACUAGAUGGAUUUGAGUUAUAGCUCUUUAAACUCACCGUGGCACAAGCGUACACAGCUAUACAAGAGGCAAUGAGGAACAGAAGUCCAGUAAAUGGAGCAGGGUCACCUUCUCCUACCUCACCUCUCUUGGUUAGAGACAGUCUGCUGGGCUAUAGAUCAGCUCCAGUGUGACCUGGAUAGGCAGUUCUUAGUUUCCGUUGUUUAAAAUUGUGCCCUGAAAUGAGUAGGAGCUGAUAAAUUAUGCUUGCAGAUUACUUGCAGUUAUAUUGGAGUCUAAUAACUGAAAUUGCGUAUUUUCUUUCUAUACGCCUUAAAUGUAGCGUUCCUGUCCUAUGUCUUGCAGUUCACAUUUUAACUGACACUUUGCAGGGUGAUCUCUGGCUGUGGUUAUGGCAACUUGACUGUGAGGGCUGAAAUGAGCUGUAGGUGGAUUUUUAGAGAGGCUGUGUAACCUGUUUGAACCCUUGUCCUCUUCUCCAGGACAUCACCAGUCACUUCAGGAGGGGCUUGCAGAGGCUCAGUUAGCACUUGACCAAAGGGUGGAUGUCCUGGGCUUGACCCAGAGCUCCCAGGACAUACUUCUUGUGGUAAAAAUCACUCCUCAGACCUCAGGUUUGCUUGUAUGUUUUUUCCUCUUAUACUCUACAGCAGCUAAACAACAAGUCAGACUGUUGCAUAAUGGUGUCAGAGCUCAGUUAGUUCACUCCUUCCAAGACAUUUAAGCCAAGCUGUCAGAAUUUUCCAUGAGGCAGUUAGUUAGCUGGUACUGCUGUCUCACCCCAGGGAUCUCUAUCUAUCACAAUGAUUCUGUUAAGUCAGGAAUAGAAAAAGAAUUUUUUUUUGCACUCCUUGCAAUUAUAAGUCAACAACUCAAUCUGUAUCUGCUAGAUGUUCUCUCUUGUGUCUUGCUGCAUGUCUCAGCCCUGGACCCCUGCUCUGCCUACAUCAGCCUGAACGAGCCCUGGAGGAACACAGAUCAUCAGAUAAAUGGCUCCCACGGCCAGCCCACGUGCGACAGUCAAAUCGAUGGAGAGUGGUAUCGCUUCACUGGCAUGGCUGGAGACGCCAUGCCUACCUUCUGCAUCCCCGAGAACCACUGCGGGACCCAUGCUCCUAUCUGGCUGAACGGCAGCCACCCGCGAGAGGCAGAUGGCAUCGUCUCACGCCAGGCCUGCGCCAGCUUCAAUGGCAACUGCUGCCUCUGGAAUACCACAAUAGAUGUCAAGGCGUGUCCGGGAGGGUACUACGUUUAUCACUUGACCAAGCCCAGCGUUUGUUUCCACGCGUACUGCGGGCAUUUUUAUGACAUCUGUGAUGUGGUGGAUUGCCAGGACUCCUGCCUGGACACCAAUGACUGCACAUGUUCCCUGGGGACAACGCUAGGACCUGACGGACAGACAUGUCUGGAUGAGAAUGAAUGCGAGCAGGGCAACGGAGGCUGCAGCGAAUUUUGCGUUAACCUGAAGAACUCCUACCGCUGUGAGUGUGGGGUUGGGCGCACGCUGGGAAGCGACGGGAAGACCUGUGAAGAAAUCGAAGGCUGUCACAAUAACAAUGGAGGCUGCAGCCAUACCUGUAUUGAAGUGGAAGACUCAUACCAAUGUGAAUGUCCGAGGGGACUUGUUCUGUCAGAAGACAACCACACUUGCCAAGUUCCAGUGCUGUGCAAGUCGAGCUCAAUUGAGGUGAGCAUCCCAAAGGACCUGGUUGGAGGCCUGGACCUUUCCCUCAUCAACACUUCCUGCAAAGGGGUAUCCAACGGCACUCACGUCAACAUCCAUUUCUCCUUGAAGUCCUGCGGCACCGUUGUGGAUGUGAUAAAUGAUAAAAUCAUUGCCACCAAUCUGGUGACCGGCUUGCCAAAGCAGACUCCAGGGAGCAACGGGGACAUCAUUGUCCGCACCAGCAAGCUGCUGAUCCCGGUGACCUGUGAGUUCCCGCGCCGGUACACCAUCUCCGAAGGUUACGUGCCCAACCUAAAGAACUCGCCCUUGGAAAUAAUGAGUCGCAACCAGGGCAUCUUCCCCUUCACUCUUGAGAUUUUCAAAGAUAAAGACUUUGAUGAACCCUACAGGGGUGCCCUUCCCACCCUCAAGCUUCGGGACUCACUGUACUUUGGGAUUGAACCCUUGGUGCAUGUCAAUGGACUGGAGACGCUGGUAGAGAGCUGCUUUGCCACUCCCACCUCCAAAAUCGAUGAGAUCCUCAAGUACUACCUGAUUCAAGACGGCUGCGUUUCUGAUGAUUCGGUGAAACAGUACACGUCAAAAGACCAUCUUGCCAAGCAUUUCCAGGUUCCUGUGUUUAAGUUUGUGGGUAAAGACAACAAGGAGGUGUUCCUGCACUGCCGCAUCCUCGUGUGCGGGGCGCUGGACGAGAGCUCCCGCUGCGCCCAGGGCUGCCGGCGGCGGGUGCGCAGGUCGGCUGGGAGGGAGGAGGAGGAGGGAGAGGAGGAGGCCAGUCACGUGGCAAAGCACAUCCUGACAGGCGGCCCCAUCAGAAUUGACUUUGAAGACUAACACCCAUCCCUUGGAACAGCACCUCCACCUGAGACCAACCUUUCUUAUCGAUGCCUGCUUUCACGGUGGUCUGAGAAAAGAGAGGUAUUUGGCAAAGCCCCACUCGUACCUCAGGCCUUGUUUCCUUAGCUGCGUGCUGAUGAUUUGUGAAGUACGCUCGGCACACAGCCUUCUGCAGAACAGUUUGGUUUUACCUCUGUUUCUCUUGGUUGAAGGGACCCUGUUGCUUUUCAGGCUUGAAGCGUUACCAAACUUUGUCUUUCCCUACGUCCACCCACAGGCUCCACAGGACUGUCCGUCCUGGACUAAACACGUUACUCAAGCCCUUCUCUCUUCAGAUGAUAAAAACAGUAUUGUAGCUGAACAUGUUUGCUCUGCAGUUCUGUGAGUGAUGCUGAAGCUUUUGGGUGUGCUGUGAUUUUGGAUGACCAUUAAUAAAAGUAUGUAUAAAAAUAUGUAUCCUGUAACGUGCAAGUCCCUUGGAGCUAUGAAGCAGUUGUCAUUACAGGCAGCUAAAGCUCAGGUCUAUCACAGGCACAUCUUAAUGUUAUUUUUAAAUAGCAAAAGGUAUUUAAUAACUUUUUUUUAUUGUCUUUUGAUAAUUGCAUGCAGUUUAACAGUGUUUCUUGUUGUAUUUAGCAUCUCAUUAUUUUUCUCUCUUCUCCUCCCACAUCCCCAAGCAACACAGUGCCUUUUGUAAGUGCUGUGGCACCUCGAUUGUAAGAAAAAGAUCAUUAAAAAUCUAUAAACACCUGCCCCCGAGCAUGCUGCUACUGAGUCUGUGUUUGAAAGCUGUAAUGGAUUACCCUGGACUAAGAGGCUGUGGCUCUGACAAAGGGAUUUGAGCACGGCACAUUACAAACGACUGCUGUAAACGUGGAUGGUUCUUGGGACAGGGUUGUCCCCAGUGAGCCUGGUGGCAGGAGAUGUUGCAGCAUCGUCUGAGUGACUGUGCGUGCACAGCCUCCUGAUGGGGGAGAACUGUCUAGAGCCACAAUUACGGUGACAGCGGCAACACGAUGCUUGUCAGGAAUCCCUUUGGGCCACCAAACUCCUUCCAAAGAAAAUAAAAUGGAUGAUCAGCUUGGGGUCCUGUGGGUGUCACGCCGGAGCAGGAGUGCUGUGUGGUGAAGGAUGAGGAAUGCGGGAUGGAAGGCAGGAGGCACAGCGAGCAGCGAGGGACGAGGCGAGAGAGGCAGGGCUGGAGAGUAAAUGUGGAAGGACCUUUCUCCACCACUGGCUAUGGCAGUGCAGUGGAGUCAUUGGGUUUUCUGCAGGAAGUUUCAUGUUGUGCGGGUUCAGAGGUGUGCUGGAAGUCCCCCCUAGUCUGCAUUGCCAAUUUGCUGCUUCAGUUGGAAGCAGCCAGAUUGCUGCCAAAGCCAAAAUGUAUUGCUGCUCGCAAAUGGAUGGGGAGUCUGUGUGAAGGGACCAUUUAAAAGGGAGGCACAAAUCACCUCAGCAAUAUUCCAUUUCGCAGAUUUAUUUCUGCUGGUGACUGACAUUUCCGUGACGAAUGGGCAUUUGAUGGGCUGGGAGUUUUGUGGUUUUUCUAAAUGGCUCCAUGGCUGCUUUUCUGAUUUGAGAAUAUAUGUGUGUGCACGUGUGGUCGAAUAAAUGAAAAAUUUCCUAUGAAAAUAAGUAGGUAUAAGCAGAAAGGCAUUUUUCAUGUGUUAUCUAACCAUAUGUGAAAGAAAAAGAAAUAAAAAAGUCCCCUUCUCGUGUUGCCAUGCCCCCCUGGUUCUGCUGAUUCAUUUCUGCAUUAGGACCACACGGGCAAUUUCCUGCUGUCACUUCUUUGUUCAGACAGCCCCUGCUGAAUGUACUUGUUUUGCUAAAACAAGAGCUGGGAAAUGAAAUUAAUUAGUUGGAGCCUUCUGGAGAGGCAACUGGUGUUUUUCGUUAGUGUGAGAGGGACGUGGGGAGUGGAAGAUUCGUUUCCUUGCUUGUUUUAGUUAUUGUGCACAUUAUCUGGUUCUUUCUGACAAAUCCGUACAAAGCAGCCUAGCUGCUCCACAGCUUUUUCUCUAAAUCAUUUGGAGGAGUAAUGAGGAAGAAGCACUGGUCUGUGUGGCCAUGUGAACAGAGUGGUCUGGGAAGGUGCUCAGUUUGUCCUGCAAGCGGAACAGUAGCUCUGCUAUCUGCCACUGCCCUGUGGCCAUUUCUCCUCUGACAUGGAGGGGAAGGCUCCUGGACAGAGAACAAAACCAUUUUUCAGUCUUUUCUCUCUCCCCAGUUUACCUUUUGCUUCCAUCUGUCUUUGUCAGCUUUACAACCUGGACGUGAAAUCAAAGGCCAAACUCAUCUGAGAGCCAAGGGAUUUGCUUUUAUCUUUAAUUUUAUCAGCCACGCCACGGAGUGGAAACAAAAGGCAGUGCACAAGCAGGCACUGAGUGUGCGAGACGCCCGGCAGCAGUGCUCCUGAGGGUCCGGCCAGCUGCCAACCACGGUUCAAAUCCAAGCCACAUCGGUGCUGCCUGAUGCGUGUGGCUGGGAUUCGGCUGGCACCGCCUCGUCCUGUCAUAGGAUGCAAAGUGAAAGUCAGACGGUAGGUGUCCAGGAGGAGACACCAGGUACCUGCCUUCCUAGUCCUCCUGCCUUCGUGUCCUUGGUGGAAACGUAGAGUUCAAAUUUGAGGCACCACCACUGGGAGAGGGCACGCUGACCGAGCGGGCUGAACAUCAGCAAGAGUUGCAAAUAAUCCUGCCAAAACAGAGUCAACAGGAAGUCACCGGGUGAGCACGGUGUCUUUGUCCCGUUCAGAGCAGGGUGGAGAUGAAGAUGACCCAAGCUGGCCCUCAGCUGGACACCGCUGAGGAGCACGAGCAGCGUGUAGGGGAAGCGGUUACUAGCUCAGCUGCAGAAGUUUUACCGUAGUUUAUGUGCUGUCUCUGUCCUAUGCAGGAUUAUCUGGUGGUUUUCUUGAGUCACUGCCAUUACUUGAAGUUUUAAAAGUUUCCUUGUAGAGCUGCUUGGGGGAUUUUUCAGAUUGCCACAGCUUAACUUUGCUGUGAAACGUGCUGCUUGUAGCUGCCCUGCAUGCAGCAGCCUGUAGUGUUUUGAAUGAAUGGCAGUCUGAAAGCACAAAGACAUUAUGAUUUAUAUCAGCUGUGGCUCCAAAGUGUCAGUGUGUGGAAAGAGAUUUCAUUCAGAACCCUCCAGUUUCU